AGGUAGCUAAAGAUGAUUUUAUAAAUGCGUGGCAAUGACAUAGAUGGAAAAGUAUGAGAAUUUGGGAUUGGUCGGGGAAGGGUCCUAUGGGAUGGUUAUGAAAUGCCGGCACAAGGAGACAGGUCAACUUGUAGCCAUUAAGAAGUUUCUCGAAAGUGACGAUGAUAAAACUGUGAAGAAGAUUGCAACUCGUGAGAUUCGUAUGCUCAAGGCUCUUCGUCACGAGAAUCUAGUAAAUCUGAUAGAGUACUUCCGUCGUAAGAAAAAGUUGUAUCUUGUAUUCGAGUUUGUGGAUCACACUGUACUUGACGAUUUGGAAAGGUAUCCAAACGGUCUGGAGGAGCAACUUGUUAGAAAAAUAACCUAUCAAGUUCUUAGAGCCAUUGAGUUCUGUCAUCACCACAACAUAAUUCAUAGAGACGUAAAGCCGGAGAACAUUCUGGUUUCGAAGAUGGGAGUCGUUAAAUUAUGUGACUUUGGAUUUGCUCGAACAUUAGCUGGUCCGGGUGAAACGUACACUGAUUACGUGGCUACGCGAUGGUAUCGGGCUCCCGAACUCCUUGUAGGAGAUGCCAACUACGGGAAAGCGGUUGACCUGUGGGCUAUAGGCUGUCUGAUUGUUGAGAUGUUGACAGGGAACCCCCUCUUUCCUGGUGACUCGGAUAUUGAUCAGUUAUAUCACAUAACCUCAUGGCUGGGUAAUCUGAGCCAAAGAUAUAAGGAUAUAUUUAUGAAGAACCCAAUAUUUGUGGGCAUGAAGUUGCCGGAAGUGAACCAUGUCGACCCACUCGAAAAGAGACUUCCUGGACUGUCUUCCCACUCAAUUGGUAUAGUAAAGGAUUGUUUGAUGCUGGACGCAGACGACCGCCCAACAUGUACCCAACUUCUCUCACACUCCUACUUCAACCACGACAACUUCGGACACCGCUUCAUACUGGAGCUCAGGACCAAAAUACACAAGGAAUUUGGGGGCAAUGCUGUAUUCUCCAAAAAGUCCAAGGUAGCCAAGGAUCACAAUGUUGCCAAGCAAAGUAAAACCAGUCAUGCAUUCGGUCGUUCCUUUUCGUACUCACACUCGGAGGAUACAGCGGCGAUGCGAGAAAAAAGGAAAUCACAAGAUGACAGCAGACACAACAAUCCGCCUAACAAAUCAGUUGUGGUAAAACAGUCAAAAUCUUACGGUGCUGAGCCUGCCAUACCGUCUCUCAAACGCUCUGAGAACUGUGAAAAUAUAUACCAGGUUUCACGCACUGGAGGUGAGGAUGGUGACGCAGCACUAACACUCCCUCCCGCUCCCAAGAGCAAGACGAGCGUCGUCUCAAACGACGAGAACCCUCUUACUUCACCGGAAUCUAAACAAGAACCGGUCCCACCGACUAAUUUCGAUUUCGGUGGCAGAGGAGCCAAACCUGCUGUUAAAGGUCUCUACGGGAACAAGAAAAUGUACAAGAAGGAAGAUUCCAGAUCCCAACUAACCCUGCCUCACCUUUCUAAAUAUGAAGAGAAGCAGAAGUCUCGUGCCAGCAAGCUUCACCAGAUUUCAAUAGACCCAUUCCCGAACCAGAACUCCCAACUAAAUGGUCGAAGGUUCAGUUGAACAAAUCCCUGUUAAUACGACUCGAACUAAUGUUAAACCUCGUCACUGCCCACAAAGUCCCUCGUGCCCUGUUACCGAAUAAAGACGACGUUUAGACUUUUAACCACAUCAUUGAUUUCAAUAGGACUUGUUGAUUGAAGCACUCACGAUCAUAAGGUCGUCAGAAUGGGGUUUACAGUACCAGAUAAAAGACUUAAUGUUUUACUCUUGUAUCUUUAACAAAAAAACGCUCAAAAAGAAUGUAGUUGGUCGGUUUAAAGCUUGAACGCAGAACGUAAAGAUUUGAUGUAGAUCGAAGGUGACAGACGAUUCUCUAUUCUGAAUUUAUCACGAAUGUUUUAAUUAUAUUCACUCCCUAGCUGUUGAUUCUUCCCAAUGUUAUACUCCUAUCUUGAACUGUAAACAAUAUGAACAGUAUAAUCAAAUGUACGAUAACAAAUAACUGAAUUUCAAUUGUUUCAAUACUGUGUUAGGUGUUCCAGUAGGUAGGUUUGUUCGUGAGGAUGGAAUUAAGAUAGUUUUGAGGCGUUAAGAAACAAGAACAGAAAAGUUUAAACAUAAGUCCUGUAGUAUUGAGUAGAAACCGGUAGAAAAUUAAGUUUUGACU
Messenger RNA from Bolinopsis microptera, 2204 nucleotides. RefSeq names its product cyclin-dependent kinase-like 4. NCBI's taxonomy places the organism in Eukaryota, Metazoa, Ctenophora, Tentaculata, Lobata, Bolinopsidae. The record is from RefSeq and is a predicted model, not a curated record. Gene Ontology annotation, molecular function: ATP binding; protein serine/threonine kinase activity. Gene Ontology annotation, cellular component: nucleus. The transcript is spliced from 13 exons. Gene Ontology annotation, biological process: protein phosphorylation. The coding region runs from base 44 to 1597 and encodes 517 amino acids.